Molecule: messenger RNA, 5570 nt
Organism: Thalassophryne amazonica
Lineage: Eukaryota; Metazoa; Chordata; Actinopteri; Batrachoidiformes; Batrachoididae
Gene: gpr137c
Product: G protein-coupled receptor 137c
Exons: 8
Coding region: 296-1642 (448 amino acids)
Biological process (GO): positive regulation of TORC1 signaling
Cellular component (GO): lysosomal membrane
Source: RefSeq, a predicted model, not a curated record
CCCCCCUCCAUCCCUCAAGUUGUUUUUUUGCAGAGAGCAGCUUUGCAGAGAUUCACGGAGGGAUUUCUGUUGUUUUCUUUCUUGUUUUUCAAGUAGAUCGUGUUUGUUUCACCGUUCUUCGGAUUUUUAAGCCCACGCACUUUCAUUAUGUCACAGAAUAAACUGCUUUCAUGGCGUUUUUUCCCACUCGAGCAGUCUUUUUUAUUAUUAUUGCCCGCGGUGCAUUUAACCCAGGUCUGACCCACUUUUAGUGUUUUGGUUUUUUGCUUUCACAGCAUCCCAUGCGUCGGUGGAGAUGUUUUCUGCAGCAGAGGAUGUUGAUUCGCACUUGUUUACCUCGCUGAAGGAGUCCCCCGGUGGAGCUGCAGUCUCCCCGGCGCUGGAGCUGAGUCUAACUACCAUCUACACCGUCCUCUACUCUUUCCUGUUUGUCUUCGUCUACCUGCAGCUCUGGCUGAUUUUGCACUAUGGACACAAGCGCUUCAGCUAUCAGAGCGUGUUUUUGUUCCUGUGUCUGCUGUGGGCAGCUCUGAGGACGACCCUCUUCUCCUUUUACUUCCAAAAUGUGGUGCAAGCCAACCAGCUGCAGCCUUUGGCCUACUGGCUGCUCUACUGCUGUCCCGUCUGUCUUCAGUUCUUCACCCUUUGCCUGCUCAACCUCUACUUCACACAGGUGAUGUUCAAGGCAAAAGCCAAGUAUUCCCCAGAGUUCACCAAAUAUAAGGUUCCUCUACGUUUGUUCUUCCUGUGUCUCAGUAUAUUUUUUCUGGUGGUGAAUUUAACGUGCGCGUUGCUGGUGCAAGGAGCUGUGGAGCGCUCGGUGUCACCAAGCAGUGAUGGUGGGAUCAGACAGGCUGUGUUGGCUCGGGUCCUGAUCAAUGACAGUCUGUUUGUCCUGUGUGCCAUCUCUCUGGCCGUCUGCAUCUUCAAGAUUGCCAAGAUGUCCUCUGCCAACGUUUACCUCGAAUCCAAGGGUACAUCGCUGUGCCAAGCUACAGUGAUAGGAGCUGUGGUGAUCCUGCUCUACACAUCCAGAGCGUGUUACAACCUGGUGGUGGUGGCGCUGUCGCCACAGGAUAAACUCAGCCCCUUCAACUACGUCUGGUACAGUGUUUCUGAUCAGGCUGAUGUACAGGGGAUCAACAAUAAAUCCUACAUUGUGUUUGGGAUCAUUCUGUUCUUCUGGGAGCUGCUACCCACCAGUUUAGUGGUGGUUUUCUUUAGAGUCCAGAGACCAAACCAAAACCUGACUCCAGGGGGCAUGAUCAACAGCCACAGUUUCAGCUCCAGGGCUUAUUUUUUUGACAACCCCCGGAGAUACGAUAGUGACGACGACCUGUCCAGAAGCACUAACAGUCGGAAUGACCGUUCAAGCCUUCUGUCCUCCACCCCUCAGCUGGGCACAUCAAGCUGGUACGGCUCCAUUCAACAUAGUGGGACAGUGCCAGCAGGAGUGGCAUCAGUCCAGUCGCCGUCUUCCACGGCACCCCUCCUCUUUGCUUACGGAAACAUACAGAGUCACCACAACUGUUACUCCACCCCACAGAACAACUACCAGCACCAUCAUCACACUAACUACUAUUCUACACCACAGAAUUUUUACUGUGGUUCACAGACCUAUUUCUGCACCCCACAGAAUUAACCGGCCCAUUUGUACAGUGAGCGGCUGAGAGACAAACUGAUUAAUAAUAAUCCAUAUUGUGGUCUCUGUGGAUAGAAGCUCAGGCUUUUCAUCUCCAUUUUUGCUUCUUCAGCUGUAUCAAAGCAGGUACUCGUGAGUCAUCACGUUCAGGAGAAAUCUUGUUGUUGUGCUGUUUUUGUCUAUUUUGAGGGCAUUUACAUCUUUAAAUGCAGUGAUGAAUGUUUACCAGAUUCCCGCUAUUUUUACAGGGCAUUAUUCAGUUGACACAAUUGACUGCUGAUGGGCUGUAUUAAAUAAAAGAGUUAGCAUUAGCACAUGCGGUCACAUGCUAACUGUGGUUUAUGCUAACCGCAUAUGCUAACUCUAAAACUGCUCAUCAGCCAUCAAAUGUGGCAUGUCAACAUAAAGUCCAGCACAAAUAGCAAUUCAUUCCACAUUCAGGAAUCUGGGAAUUUCUGGAAAACUUUCAGCACUUUAAAUGGCAUUUUUAGACCAGAGUAAAGUCACUCACGGGCUGUAGACCAGCACUAAUAUGACUGAAAAAGUGAAAACGGCAAGACCAAACAUGGUCGGGUCAGAUUAAUUGAGAUUUCUGAGACUGCAAUCAAUGGGAGCUAAUCAAUGGUAUCAUUAUGCUUUCCAGCAUUUCUUUGCAAAUAUGGUUCAAUUCCUGUGCUAUGGAAGCUACAGGAUGAUGUGCUAACUACAGUUCUCUGAAAGCUAAGUAAGCUAAAUUGGCUUCCUGAGCCAUUGUGGACAAUUCCAAAAAAGGCAGUGGUCUGUCAGUCAGCAGCUAAUAUUGGAAUCCAACAAUUGCUUGGUUAACUGUUUAUAUUGGGUGUAACACUUUUGUAUGGAACUCAGUUGUAAGAAUUCUGAUUUUUGUAAAAUCUUAAAAACUGUUAUUUCAGUUUCAACAUAGAAUAGAAAAAGCAACAACAGCACCAACAUGCUGAAAGGCUUAUACAUUGACUAAAAACAAGUGAUGUGAGCAAAUUAUAAAUCAUCUGGUAAAAGUAAAAUAUUUAAAAAAAAUUCUACCCAUUGUCGAUGAGGUAAUGUUGUCUUGUGGGUGACAGAUUAUUAUUUUAAACAGUGUUUGUUUGUGUUGAUGCUAUAGCGAUAGAUGAGCAAAUCGCACAAACUAGCUUAUGCCUUCACAAUGAAAGCAGCAUUCACUGUGUAUUUGUUCAGUAUUACCAAUAUUUACUUCUUGAUUAUUGAGUUGUUAAAAAAAAAACUUGAUACGACUUUAAAAUAAUUGGAAAAUCUUUCUUAGUUUUAUCUGUAGUAUGCUUAGGGUGACAGCUAGCUAGCUAUUACAAAUAUGUAUUGAGUAUAGAGUCUGUUUAGCUUCUAUACUCAAUACGAGAACUAAAUAUGCAGCUUUGAGAACGUUCAAUUUUUAAUGGUAUUGAUGUUAAAGAAAAUGUGGGGUGAAAACAGCCAAAUCAAGACUCUGCUAACUUUUAAAAAGUACACAAUAAAGCCAUUAAAAAGUGGAAAACUAGACAACAGAGCGCACAGCCAUGUGGUCAGUUUACAUAGACAUCAUAGAUAAGAAUCUGAUGGCAAUAUUGAGUUUUCCAUAUUUUUUUGUUUUAUGAAGCAGAAUGAUUGUACAACAAGCAUCUUUAAAGCAAAAUCAGAAUUUGUUGCAUAAAUUUUAAUGUAGUUUUAGUUUUCUGAAGCCAACAUGGUGAAAAUGUCCAAAAUUUGUUCUGUUUAUAACAUUAAAAAGAUAUUUUGGAGACUUUCGGCACCAGUGCUGUUUAAAGCACUGGUGCUGAAAGUCUCCAUAUUAUCUUUUUAAUGUAUUAUAAAUAGAACUAAUGACAGCUUGUAGCGGUUCUGUGCCAACAGAAUAAUGAUUUGUUGACAGCACUCAGUGAAUUGACCAAUAGUCUUGUGGUUAACAGUGGUUAAUUUAUCCUUAGUAGAGUGCUGUUUCACUAAUGUACAGAUAACAUGGAAAUUGUUGGCUGAGAUUCAGAAAAAUUACAGUUAAGCCUCAGUGCACAUCUCAACUCCUUAAUCCAAGCCCUACGUCUCCACCGGCUUCUUCAAAAUCCAUUUAUCUCUUUGACAUAUCCUUAAACAAAUACAGCUAAUCACAUGAGCAUAAUUGAAUGAACUUUGUCUGCAUCACUGUCAAUCCUUUGGCCAUUGUUGUGUAAAAUCAAUCAGAUUUUACUUGAAAUGUUGCAAUAAGUGCUCAUUUUAAUCAUUAUACACUGUCACAAUAUUUCAAUGUCAAGAAGAAAUCAAUAAAAUAGAAAAUAGCUCCUAUGCAGGCUGCAAAGGUCUCACCAUUCUGACCAAAAUCUCUUCAUGCAAUCUAAUAUUGUACAAGCUGUGAGGCAACAAUUUGCACUUCUACUAGAAACAUUUUAAUUUAGAAAAUAAAAUCUUUGGGCCUGAAUGUACAAUAUGCAACAGAAAUGAGUGUGACUCUAUGCAAUCACUGAAAUGCCAAAUGUUUGAAAAUUCUAUCCCAUCUCAAUUACUGCAUUUUGUCUGUUAAUCAUAGUUUAGAACGGCUAUAUUGAAAACACAGUUCCCAGAAUAUGAACACAAAAUGUCUUUUUAUAGCUAUAGUGUGUAGGAUUUACUGUCAUCUAGUGGUGAAGUUGCAGAUUGCAUUAUGCCAGUCACAUUUCCUUUAACAUUUUUUCUUCUUUGGCAAUUGGGAGUCAUGCAAUAUGGUGGUGCAACAUCAAUGAAGAGCACCCCCCCCCCCCCCCCCCCCCCCAGAGGCCACCAUGUUGCACUGCCAUGUUAAUACAGUAGCCCAUAACAGUAACAUACUUUCUCGGCCUUUUGCACCAUAGCCUUUUGCAACAUAGCCAAAAGACUGGGGGGAAAAAAGAAGAGGACUCGGUGGUUGCUCCCCUAUGCACCGCGUGCUGGAUGCUAGUGCAGGCUAGCAAGUUUGAGAACCUUUAUUUUUGUCAAAUGGAGGAUCAUACAUAUCAGUUAUCACAAGAAAAGGCACCAAAGAAGAAAAACUUGAAGGGCAAAGAAAAAAAAAAUCACAAGUGAUGACUUCAUGCAAUCUGCAACCUCUCCACUAGAUGACACUAAACCGUGCACACUGUAGCUUUAAGAAGUAAUACAGUUUUGAAUUAUUUGGUAUUUAAGUGAUGAUGUUGCACGGGACAUGCUCACUUGUGUUGUAUACUGUCGGGCUUCAUCUCAUACCAUGCUUUCUUUAUUAAUCUCUAUUUUAUAUUUUAUGUCAUGGUUCUUUGGGAAACUAUCAAUGUGCCAUCACCUUACAUCAUAUCUAAUAGUUUUAUUUCUUCUUCAAAAAAAAAAAAAAAUUUGCACAAGAAAUAAUUUAUGUUGUCUGUUUAAUCUUUUUGCUAAUCACUAUGCGUCUGUGAGCUUAAAUUUUUCACUUUAAAUUGAUUUUUUUUUCCGUUAAUUUUUGUUUUUCCUUGAUUAUUACUGUCUGAAAGACUGUUUAUUUUUUCCACUCUCCCUCACUUUUUUUUUUUAAUUUCCAACAAUGUGGCAUUUUAUGGCAAUUUACUCUUGUAUUAAUCUGUGAUAUGACUUUAUUUUCAUGUAAGGAAAUAAAAAGGUUAAAUUACAGUUGUUGCAGCGUACAAGCGCGCGAUAAGGAUCCGCUUUCAGGACGUCACUGCUCAUAUCAAAUCAUUACUGAGAACAUGUUAAAAACGUAACAGACGAAGUGACGUUCACAUUCCCAGUGCAUGUUUCUGCUUCAGAAUGGGCAAGGAACUUAGUGUCAUAUUUUAUUUUGUGUAGAAAUGUAAUUUUGUUGAUCUGCUUUGUGAAGGCGAUGAUAAUUCUUUUUAUCUGCGGCCGUAUUGAAUGUAACCUCGUGUGCGACGGAUCACUAACCAUGUGAGAAAAGCACUACCGUGUUGAAAUAAAUAAAGGCCUCCUGCACUGUUUUUAA